GGCACUGACUGAGGUGGCGCCGUCUUCCCAAGUGCCGGGAAGGAAAAUCUUGCUUUAGGGAAGAUUCGUUUUGCGUGACGCAGAUCUCUUCCUGUUGAAUUAAUCGCUUUGACAAAAGAAAUGGCCUCUGUGAGCCAGAACGGUGCUUGCGGCUGGCGAAUAUCAGCCCCAAGGAAGAACCCGAAAAGCCUUUUGGACCUGAGUCGCUCAACCGUAGUCAAGGAAAUCGCCUUGCCUGCCAUGACAAACUAUCCUGAAAAUAAGAAUUAUCUGACAACUGUUUGUGGCCUCCUGAGUCAUUUUCUGCCUUGGGAUCUUAGAACAUCAGUCAUUCGUGAAACUAUUGAGAGGCAGGAGACGGAAGACCCUGAACAAGUGAUGUCUGCUCUUCUUCUGCAGCUUCUUACCAACGUCAGACAUUUCUUCUUGACUGCUGCAGGUGCCAAGAGCGAAAAAUGGAUUCACCUUCAAUCCCAUGAAAGUCAUUCACUCCUUCAGGAAUUAGAAAAUGUCGUCGAAUUCCGAAUGGAAAGCUUUCGUCUGGAAGGGGUGAGCAUGGAAGCUGGAACUUUAACCCAAAUCCUUCGUCGGUCCCCUCGUCUGAUGUCCAUCCAUAUUUCUGGAACUUUAUGUCACGAAAUCCUCUCACACCUGAAUAGUUUUCCCUGUGACCUGCUCUCCCUUCGACUUGACAACUGCAGCGUUACAGAUGAAGAUGUCGUUCGGUCUCUCUUAAAUACAGAGCAGAAGUUCGAGACGCUCGGACGGAUCAUCUGCGUUGGAGGCGACGCUACAGAAAUCGAAAAGAAGUGCCAGCACUCCCUCAAAAAUCUGUCAGUUCAGUCACCACUGUUAACAGGUUUUGGGAGCGUCGUGCUCCUGAAUUUUCUCCGAGGCUUGCAAAAUAUCCAAUACACCUCUUGGAAUUCCUCCACCUUCGACACUCUCCUUUUCCUGGAGAAGGUGUCGCCUGAGAAUCCGUCAUUUUCUCUAACCUCGAUCGACCUUUGGCGACCAACAGACGACGCCCUUCUCAGUUUGAAAAGUUUCUGUCCGAAGUUGCGUCAAUUGAUGAUCGAAUGCUACGACCCAGGUUUAUCGUCGCUGGCCAUGCUCUCAGCGCUUGAAGAUUUGUCCUCGUUAACCUUGAGAUUAAUGUCUGAAGAACUCAUCAUAUCAGCAGUCAAGUCUGUGGGAUGCAACCUUCGGGAACUUGAGAUAGAAUUCGAGACUUUCACAUUCCAUUCUGUUUCCCUGGAAACUUUAAAGCUCGUCCACGAGUCUUGCCCACACCUUCAGAGACUGGAAAUCAGACACGUGUGCUUAGAGGCCCGUGGUGACGAGAGUCGCCCUUCCCUUAGACUGCCCAUGUUCCCCAAUCUGAAAUACUUAGUUCUUUCCAGCGCCGUUAUCCAGCCUGCUGUUCUAGAGAGGCUUUUAAUAGGAAACAGCUCGCUGGAAAACUUAGUUCUGGAUGUCAAUCACGAUGCUCUCACCGACUCCGUUCUGGACGAGCUGUUGAAGAACAAUGAGAUGAACCUUCUCCGCUCUGUCUUUUUAGGGGCAGGUUCCCUGUCGCCAAAGACCCUGACUUCCCUCAUCCGCCUCCCUUCACUUCAGAAACUAUCUCUAGACCUGAAAAGAUUUCCAUUCAUUCCAGUGUCGACUUUUAGUUCGCUGGAAAAUGACCUCAUUAAGGGAAAUUUCCUUUGUGCCUUAGAAAAUGUUCUUCAAGACGAUGUUUGAGUUCAUUUCAUCUAAUUCAUCACCAUCAAAACAUCAGUUAUUUAUGCGUGGCCACGACUACGUACAGAGCUCAGUCAUAUUUCCAUUACCCACACGGCAUUCAUUUGUACUACUUUGGUUUUCAUUUCAUCAUCGCUAUUCAUCUGUUUAUUUCUUAGACGUAUAUUUUUCUACUUAUCGAUUUCCACUACAAAAAGUUUUUCUGGGUGAAAUGCAGAACUCACGAAUAAAAAUAUUUAGUACCAAUGCUUUUAUUUCGUCAUUGGAAUGUUUUUUAGCUUUUCUAAAAAUGACAGUUUACACAGCACAGAACUGUGAUGAUGACAGAUUUUGUUGAAAUUGCAUAUGUUUUGAUGAUUUAGUUCAGUUCAGCUACAAAUUCUAUGUUAUAAUUUUGGUGGCAUUCAGUGAACCUACUUUGUACACAUAAAAAGAUGCCU
Macrobrachium nipponense is the source of this 2186-nucleotide messenger RNA. RefSeq lists its product as uncharacterized. The transcript has 3 exons. The record is from RefSeq and is a predicted model, not a curated record. Lineage: Eukaryota; Metazoa; Arthropoda; Malacostraca; Decapoda; Palaemonidae. The coding region runs from base 121 to 1746 and encodes 541 amino acids.